UGUGUUAAAAGAAGGAUUUUCCACAUCAAGACACUGGGAAAGGUUGUCUGGGUAAAUAAUCCAUAACACAGUUAACGUGAUGAAGUAGUCUACUUCAAUACACACUGAUAUAAAUACGUAUGACUUGCUUGUUUCAGCAAUGUCAGCGUCUCAAUUUUAUGUCCGAUGCGGCCAUGAGUGUCCAAAAACGUAUAGAUAUUGUGUUAGGAACAUUUUUCCAGUGCAUUUUUCUCAUUAUUACUCCAUAGAUUGGCAACAUGUAUAUACAUACAUACAUAUAUAUAUUUAUUUGCAUUUUCUUGUUUUUUGCAAUUCUCACGGUUUUUCCUAUACAUCAAUUAGCUUUGCUUUUAAUAACUAGCUCAACAACUUAUCUACUUGAGGCUACCGACUCACUUGAGAACAGUAUUUAUUUGACUGUAAAUACGUCAAUACUUAAACAUGACUAAUUCAACAGGUAUGCCUCGAGUAAUGGAUUGGAUAAUCUCCUGGGUUUUCCCAAAUUUUGAAACUUCUUACGUGGAAUGGGACUACACCUUAAAUCCGACCAUGGAACCCUUCACAUUCGAGCGAGACUACACAAAUUUAUCUUUUUCCCGAAAGUGGUGGUGGGAAAAUUCGUACCUCGUCGUCCAAAUUGCGGUCACAUAUAUAAUCGGGAUUUUUGGCUUGGCCUGGUGGAUGAAGAACCGGAAGCCAUACAAUCUUCGGAAAGAGUUAUUUGUCUGGAAUUUGUUACUGGCUGUUUUCUCAGCGGUUGGUUGGAGUCGGGUAUUUUCCGAAUUUUUGGAUGUCAUUUCCGGUCCGAAUGGAUUUCAUAGAUCAGUCUGCGUCAGGGACACGCUAAACAUCUCGUCCGGAUUCUGGUUGGUGGUGGCACACUGGUCUAAACUAGCAGAAUUUGUGGACACCAUCUUCAUUGUGUUGAGAAAGAGACCACUAACAUUUUUGCAUGUUUAUCACCAUGCCGUCACGUAUGUUCUUUGCGUCAGUUCUUUCGUACAGGGGGAACCCAUUAACCGGUAUUAUGGAUCUAUUAACUUCCUGGUGCACACGGCAAUGUACACUUAUUUUGCACUGUCGGCAAUUGAUUACAAACCACCGCGUCGUCUCGCAAUGUGUCUUACAGCCAUGCAAGUUUUUCAGUUUGCCUUUAUUAUGGGUGUCCAUUUCUACGCAAUUGGUGUAAAAUUGAGUGGUCAAUUAUGCGCGAUAUCUAAUGAAAGCAGUAGUGUUACACUAAUGGUAUCCAUUUCCUACUUCGUCCUCUUCUCGCACUUCUUUUAUAGAAAUUAUUUACGCCCUAAUUUAAAAUCGAAUGAAUUAAAGACUUAAAGGGACAACAUUGAUAAUGCAUUCCAUUUUGGAUCAAACUCAAAAAUAAAAAAAUAGAAGUUUAAUGUGCAAA
This is a messenger RNA of Folsomia candida, 1408 nucleotides long. RefSeq names its product putative fatty acid elongation protein 3. The transcript is spliced from 7 exons. Lineage: Eukaryota; Metazoa; Arthropoda; Collembola; Entomobryomorpha; Isotomidae. The record is from RefSeq and is a predicted model, not a curated record. Gene Ontology annotation, cellular component: endoplasmic reticulum membrane. The coding region runs from base 442 to 1335 and encodes 297 amino acids. Gene Ontology annotation, biological process: fatty acid elongation, monounsaturated fatty acid; very long-chain fatty acid biosynthetic process; fatty acid elongation, saturated fatty acid. Gene Ontology annotation, molecular function: fatty acid elongase activity.